UAUUUCUAAAAACUUUUAUACAAUAAUAUGCUGUAAAAAAUAUUUUUGUGGCUGCUGCCAAAAUUAGUUUUGUAAAGCAAAUUUAUCAAGUUUUAUCCUCUGAUAAUCUCUGAUUUUCUAAAUGUUCUGUAAUAAUUCUUUACUCUGAAAAGUUAUAAAACUUUUCAAUGCGUGUCAAGUGUUGUUCUUUCUUUUCAACCAGCUAAUAAAACUGCAACACAGCGGUCCUGACAGUAAUGCAUUACUGCCCAUACUUACCCCUGCCGUGGCUCUUUCACCGCAUUGAUUCCUGAGUGCAGAGGAUGAUGGAUCCCCUCCUCUCAUGGAGCAGCAAUGGCUAACCUGCAACAGGAAUACCCUGGAGUCCUUCUGGGUAUUCUGGAGGAACUGACCCAUAUGCGCCAGUGGUUAACAUUCCAGGACCUCUGCCGUAUGGUCAGCACCCGCUUCGACCUAGACCAUCUCAUUGAGCUCAGGAGUUUGCUGUUUGCAGCUGCCAGCAGGGACCCCUGUUUCCCUGCCACUUUAUUCAGAGACCGGGUUUCCACCAGAGGCCAGGGGCUUUCACCCAUAGGGGUCGCUGCAGACAUAGUAACUAUCUUCAAUCUUAUUCAGAUGACGGGUGGGGCCUCUGAUGACAGCCGUGCAAUGAGAACCCAAACCAUUCUGCCUGUUGACCAGUCCCCAGGCCCCAUUUUGCCUGGUAUCCACCCACUGAACAUUUCUGGUCGAGAACGAGCACGUGCCCACUCUGACUCCAGUGGGAAGUCUAUCGACCAGCACUUGCUGUUUCCAACAUCGAAUUACUCAAGUCGUAAGCGAGCAAGUCUUCCCCCAGAUCCAAUCUCAUUUGUGCCCUCCCCUCCCGCCAGGACAAGGGCUGUGUCUUUUGACUUGCCUCAUACUACACACUCAUACCCCAGCAGUCCAAACCUCGAUGAGGUAAUGAAAAACAUCUACCUGCCUUUGGAGACAGACAGUGAGUCAAGUGGAGAUUCUGCUACUAUGGAGGUUUUUGAAGCUGAACCAGGAUCAUCGGUUGACCAGAAGAGAAACACCUUCAAGAAGGACUUCCAUAACCAGCCACCUCUAAUACCCCAAGUGACUGUCAGCAGUGAAUCUCCCAGUCCCAAAACAGGGCAUAUGGACUUCGACAAUCAUAGCUAUGAUGUAAUCCCUAAUCCUUAUCCAUCGCCUACAGCAGUUCACCUCUCACCAGAACAACGGGCUAAAGCUAAGCAUGAGAGUAUUGAUGAUCUGCAAGACUCAACUUAUUUUGGACCAGGGUCAGUCCCGGAUCCAUCUCCUCGGCAUCUUCAACCACCCAGGACAAAAAGACCCCUCUGGAGUAAUAAGAGUCACAGUCUAGAGGAUCGGAUAGGUGUGGGCAGCAUUGAUAUGGGAAUGGAAUCACAAGCGAGACAACUUCCAAGACAAUCUACCCCUGCUAUUAGCAAUUUGGGGGUGUCCUCAGGAAGUGAGAGCACCAAUGUUGUACUUUCAAAUGGAGGUGAAAGAAUGAUAGCUCAAGGAACACAAACUGACCCACCAGACCCCCGAAGGCUUCGUAGCCUGGUACAUGCUGAUCGUUUCUCCUUUAUGACCUCAUUAGAUGACCCUGAGUUUUGUGAGGAUGACAUCAGUGCAAUCUUCCAUUUCUUAGAUGACAUAAGCAUGUGUGGAUCCACGGGAGUCCUGCACCCCAGUGAUGGUAAUACUGGUCAGGACACCACUGAGGCUCGACGUGGUCGCCUAGGUCAACUGCAAAGACUCUUUCAUUCCUUGGAAAGUAGUGACGAUGGGCUUAAAGCCAGUGUCUGUAAGCUGUUGCUUCGUAUGAGUCAGAUAGAAAGACAGCUGGACUCACUGAAUGAUGUGAAGGCUGAGAUUUCGCAGGUACUCUCUGCUUUGCAGCGACUGGAUGAAAAGAUUCAGCAGCCUAUUGUUGGCAGUGGACAGGGCACUGGUGGUCGAUGGCUUGAGCCUCUUAGUGGUGUCUCCUCUUUCAUGAGCCACCCUGUAACUCCCUCUGAGUCAUCAGAACCUCAGCCUCUGUCUGCCACUGGACAUCUGUUUCCUGGGACUAGCACAAGUAGUCUGGACUGGAGCCGGUGGAACACCCCGGGGGAUCAGACAGAAAACAGCAAGAAUCAGGCAGACUCUAAGGGGGCAAAAGAAGGGAAGAAGGAUGUAUCUUCUCGCCGGGCUUCCAAAACACAGCUUGAAGAAAAAAGUCUGCCUGAUAGCAAACAGAUAAAUACCUCUAACUCUGCAAAAGACUGGACUGUGGCAUUCUCAAAAAGUAAGGAUGGGACAGAACCGCAAAGGAAAAUUGGACAGGCAAAUCAGUCAGACAGCACCACAAACCUAAUCUCACAGAAGCCAACCAGCAUGAUGGAACAAGUGUUAAACUCUUCUCUGUUUCGUCAUAAAGAUAGCAGUCUGACAGGGGGUCUUGGCUCUGGGAAAGUUCUUGACCCCAGACUGGCUGAGAGAAGAGGGAGACCCAUAUGGACUGUAGACGACAGGGAGGCACGGAUCUCCCCUCUGGACCUACAGGGUCAGGAGUCUCUGAACCCCAACAACACAGAAUUCUGGAUGGACGACAUUUACACUCCGGGCUACGACGCCCUUCUAAGGAGAAAGGAGGCUAAUCGUCGUCGACUCAAAAUCUGUAAACUGCUUGCGCUCGUUGCCGUUGUAGUGACAAUUAUCCUCAUUAUUGUCAUUCCCAUUUGCACUAUAAAGUCAUAAACACCCACAGAAAACAAUUCACAUAAAAAUAUUUCAUGCCACUUUAAAUGUUUAUGCAUUUUUUAGCAACUAUCUGUUGCCUCCUGGAACUUGCAAGAGGACUAAUGCACCAGAGACUGUAACACAUUAAAGCUGGACUGGUGAGCGGUUUAAUCAGCAUGAUUUGUCAAAAGUUGUCAAACCAGAAAAGCAGAAUUUAAACCUUGUGUAAAUCAAAUGUCAUACUAUUUCUUCCUUAUCAAAAUAGAGUUAAGAAUUAUAAGGAUUUUAAGUGUUUAAUUUUUAUUUUAUUUUAUUCGGACAGAAUAUGUUAAAAGUGAUCCUGAGCCAGUUCAAAAGUGUCAAUGUCUCUUUCUUCUCUCUGAUAAACACCGUUACUGUUUGCAUUGUGAUUCAGCUUCAGCUCUGAGCACUGCCUGACUUGUUCUUGCUGUUCCCCUUAAGAACAACACAGGGCUAGUUUUAUUUUUAUGUCAGAUGAAAGUUUCAUUAUCAGGUUAAAAAUAAAAAUAAUUCAUAAUGGAUUGUGUGUACAGCCGGGAUGUAAUUUUCUUUGACCUGGAAUGUUCUUGUACCUCCUUUAAGUAAAACGCACUGUUCAAACAAGCUGGAAUCAAUAAAUGUUAUUUUUUAUAGA
Molecule: messenger RNA, 3391 nt
Organism: Austrofundulus limnaeus
Lineage: Eukaryota; Metazoa; Chordata; Actinopteri; Cyprinodontiformes; Rivulidae
Product: UPF0258 protein KIAA1024
Exons: 4
Coding region: 334-2754 (806 amino acids)
Biological process (GO): smoothened signaling pathway; negative regulation of cell population proliferation; negative regulation of TOR signaling
Cellular component (GO): plasma membrane; ciliary membrane; plasma membrane protein complex
Source: RefSeq, a predicted model, not a curated record